Molecule: messenger RNA, 2137 nt
Organism: Helicoverpa armigera (cotton bollworm)
Lineage: Eukaryota; Metazoa; Arthropoda; Insecta; Lepidoptera; Noctuidae
Product: sodium/potassium-transporting ATPase subunit beta-2
Exons: 7
Coding region: 44-991 (315 amino acids)
Biological process (GO): sodium ion export across plasma membrane; intracellular sodium ion homeostasis; potassium ion import across plasma membrane
Cellular component (GO): sodium:potassium-exchanging ATPase complex
Molecular function (GO): ATPase activator activity
Source: RefSeq, a predicted model, not a curated record
CUUCGCUAACCCAGCGUCAGUGUUCUCCGGCCUCGCAUUCAAGAUGGGCGCCGACAAGCCCAACGGCGUGGUCAACUACUGCCGAAGACCACCACAGCGGCCCUUUCUGCAGAGAAUCCAGUAUGGUAUCUGGAACCCGGAGGAACGAACCUUCUUGGGGAGGACGCCGCAUCGAUGGGGAGUGAUAGGCCUGAUCUACCUGGUGAUGUACAUCUGCAUCAUCAUCUUCUUCUCCAUCUGCAUGUGUGGUCUGAUGGCCACCAUGGACGACAAGAUCCCCUACUUCACGCUCGCUGACUCCAUUAUUGGUGCUAACCCUGGCAUGGGUCACAGGCCACUGUUGUUUGAGGAGGGGGCGCUGAUCUGGUAUCACGCUGACAACGAGACUCAAGUCAAGAAGUAUGUUGACAACAUCAACGAGUUUCUUGCACCUUACAACAACAAAACCCUGCUCCCCAACCAGGGUGAGAACCAGCUGGAGUGCAGCGACGUGAAGCCGCCACGAGCUCAGGUGUGCUCCUUUGACACCAGCAGCUUCGGGCCCUGCUCCAGCGAGAAUAACUUCGGAUAUGCUAACAAAACUCCUUGUUUAAUUAUUAAGCUGAAUAGGUUAUAUGAUUGGAAUCCUGACUUCUACGAUGAUCCCGGUGACCUACCCCCUGAUAUGCCGCCUGACAUAAAGAACUAUAUCGUUAACGCGACUGCUAAGCAACGUCGCAAAGUAUGGGUGUCGUGCAUGGGCGAGAGACCAGCUGACGUGGAAGCGCUAGGUCCUCUCCGGUAUUACCCGUACCCUGGGCUGCCGGAGACAUUCUUCCCUUACGAUAACACUCCUGGAUACCUGAGUCCGUUAGUCGCUGUGCAGCUUUUGAAUCCUACACUGCAUCAAAUAAUAAACAUCCGUUGCCGUGCGUGGGCACGUAACAUCGUGUACACCGAGAGUCUGAAGGAGCGCCUCGGAUCUACUCAUCUUGAGAUCAUGAUCGACUGAAAUGGACCAAUUUGUGGGGGGGAGGGGGAGUGUUGUGGAGUCACAGUAGACUCACCAGUUGUGGAGUCAUAGUAGUAUCAGUUCUCACCAAGUAUUUUUACUAAUGCCUUCAUUCAUUUCAUUGAUUCAACCAGGUAUAUCUGUGGAUUCAACCAACCAUCGGAUUAAUUGUCGCCCAACAGUUUAUGACUCCUGUGGCCACUGAAUGGAUUAGGUAAUUUUUUUUACAAUCGCCAUAGAAUAUCUUAAAAUAUAUGCGAUAGGAUUUAAUAUGAUUAGGUACACACCCGAUAUAACGGCUGUGUCGUUCACAAUCACAUUAAAUCCUAUCGCAGAUACUUUAUGAUAUUCUAUAGCGAAUUGUAAAAAAAGUAAUCUAAUCCAUUCCAAUGGUUUAACCACAGGAGUCAUUUUUCGUUUUUAUAAUUUACAACAUCAUGUGUAAAGCAGAGAUAAAGUUAGGAGUAUUGAAUGUUUUGAUCAGUUGACAGCUGUCAGUUUUCAAGGGAGAAUUUCAGUUGUUUGUAAUGACUGACUUUUAUAUGGUGUUCUAAUUUUCGCACAUUUUUAUUCUAUUUACUUUGUUUGAAAAAUUCAUUUUUUUAUUUUUACGUAUUUUUCUUUUUCCUUUGUGUCAAUCAAUAUAUAUUAACCAGUAUAUUGACGCAUUUUAUUUAAUGUGAUUAUGAACGACACUAUGUAACCAAUCAUGGUAAUUGAAAGUAUACAGUAUAGUUUUUAAAUUAGUCUAGUCAUCUCCUCAGCAUGGGUUAACACUCCCCCAAUUAGCACUAAUUACUUUAUGUGUCUUAUACGUAUACAAGGUAGCAAAAUACAUAAUAACGUCAUCUAGAUCAAUUUAAUUUUUUUUUAUACUAUUAUGACCAAUAUUUCUAUGUCCUUUUUAAACUCUUCUAUCAAAUUAGCCAUUUGCUAGUUUUAUUUAUAAACCUAGGUCUAUUAAUAGCAGAAGUUAAGUCAAUGCAUAUUUUGAUAUAAUUUACAGAGCUGUUUUGAUAUAUGUGUAUUACUGUGUAAAGGAUAAAAGGGACAAACAUUAUACUUACCUCUUAAUAUUAAACAAUUAGAUUGUGUGAAGUUAUUUUUGUAAAUGAGUACUUAAAUAGAUUGUGACGUAUGUCUGUC